Cucumis sativus (cucumber) is the source of this 2157-nucleotide messenger RNA. Its product is annotated as glucan endo-1,3-beta-glucosidase 3. The record is from RefSeq and is a predicted model, not a curated record. Lineage: Eukaryota; Viridiplantae; Streptophyta; Magnoliopsida; Cucurbitales; Cucurbitaceae. Gene Ontology annotation, cellular component: plasma membrane. The coding region runs from base 220 to 1722 and encodes 500 amino acids. Gene Ontology annotation, biological process: carbohydrate metabolic process. Gene Ontology annotation, molecular function: hydrolase activity, hydrolyzing O-glycosyl compounds. The transcript is spliced from 4 exons.
UCCACUAGUCUUCUUUUUCCUUCUCUCUCUUCAACAUUUUCCCUCUUUAUUUAGGUUUUGUUCAUUAGGAUUCUUUUCUUUUUGGGGUCCGACCUAGAUUUUGAAUCGUGGGGUAACUGGGUUUCUUGUUUAGUGAACUGGGUCUGUUGAGAAACUCAAUUCUUUUCAGGGUUUCAAGUGAAAUAGUUGAAAUUCCUUUUCCUUUUUUCUAUUGCUCCUAUGGCGAUGAUUCUUCUUUUCUUUCUUCUAGCUGUUUCUGUUGUUUCUUCUGGUGAAGCUGCAUUCAUUGGUGUAAACCUUGGUACUGACCUUUCUGAUAUGCCCAGCCCAACUCAAGUAGUUGCACUUCUUAAAGCUCAAAAUAUCGAACAUAUCAGGCUAUAUGAUGCUGACCGUGCCAUGCUGCUUGCACUUGCCAACACAGGCAUCCAGGUGACUGUUUCCGUUCCCAAUGACCAACUCCUCGCAAUUGGGAUGUCCAAUGCGACUGCAGCCAACUGGGUUUCUCGAAAUGUCAUUGCUCAUGUUCCUGCCACCAACAUCACAGCAAUAGCUGUUGGGUCUGAAGUUCUUACCACUCUUCCAAAUGCUGCCCCAGUUCUUGUCUCAGCCCUAAAAUUCAUCCAAUCUGCUCUCGUUGCAUCUAAUUUAGAUCGCCAAAUCAAAGUUUCCACCCCACAUUCUUCUUCAAUUAUUCUUGACUCGUUCCCACCAUCGCAGGCCUUCUUUAACCGUUCAUGGGACCCUGUCAUGGUUCCUUUACUUAAAUUCUUGCAGUCCACCGACUCUUAUCUCAUGCUUAACGUAUAUCCGUAUUAUGAUUACAUGCAAUCGAAUGGUGUGAUACCUCUAGACUAUGCACUUUUUCGUCCUCUCCCUCCAACCAAGGAAGCUAUCGACGCAAAUACCUUCUUGCACUAUACCAAUGUCUUUGAUGCUGUUGUUGAUGCUGCAUAUUUUGCAAUGUUGGAUUUAAACAUCACUAACGUCAAAGUUGUUGUAAUGGAGUCAGGCUGGCCGUCCAAGGGCGAUGCAUCAGAGCCAGAUGCAACUUUAGAUAAUGCUAACACUUACAAUAGCAACUUAAUUAGACAUGUUCUUAACAACACUGGAACACCCAAGCAUCCCGGAGUUCCUGUUAGUACCUACAUAUAUGAGCUCUACAAUGAGGAUUUAAGACCAGGUCUCGUCUCGGAAAAGAAUUGGGGUCUCUUCUAUCCAACUGGAAUGCCAGUUUAUACCUUACACUUGUCUAGUGCGGGUGCUGUUUUGGCAAAUGAUACCACAAACCAGACCUUCUGUGUUGCAAAAGAUGGUGCCGAUCGUAAGCUGCUGCAGGCAGGACUAGACUGGGCUUGUGGACCGGGAAGAGUCGAUUGCUCCCCAUUAUUGCAGGGCCAGCCAUGUUAUCAACCAGAUAAUGUUAUAGCUCAUGCAACCUACGCUUUCAAUGCAUAUUAUCAGAAAAUGGGAAAGUCUUCGGGGACCUGUGAUUUUAAAGGAGUGGCUAUCAUCACCACGACAAACCCAAGUCACAGUUCAUGUAUUUUUCCUGGAAGUACUGGAUCUAACGGGAGUUUGGUAAAUAGCACAUCUUUGGCUCCAUCUUCAAAUUCUUCUGAUACAGCCGGUGGUUGCCUUCCAGAGUAUCUAUAUGGUACCAGUCCUUACACCAGUUCAAUAAUCUUGUGUGUUUUAUUAACGGCUUUGGCAUUCUUGUGAUAGUGCUGCUGCUGCAUUUUUUUCAUUUUGUAUUCAUGCAUCCCCACGACAGUUUUGGAUUGUUGACUGCCCCUUGGCUUCCAAGCUGUUGUAGCAUGUUUAACCAAUUUUGUAAGGUUGUUGAGGGUGGACGGGUGGGGAUAUGUCGGCGAAUGUGGCUAUAAUAGUUUGAGUUUGAUGAGCUAUAUGUUUGGAUUUUGUAGAGAAAAAAAAAAAUCAAAUGAUUAUUUGUGACGUGUAUGUUGUAACUAUCAUCAUCAUGCUGGGAGUAAUUACAUUCUUUGGAGUUUGGGGUAUGAAGGGUAGUCUCCACGUUUAGCAAGUUUGUUAGGAACUUCGGUUUCAAUCACUCAAAAUGUUGAAGGUAGUUGAAGCCUUUUUUUUUUUCUUUGUAAAGUUUCCUUCUUUUAUUUCUAUUAGAAUUUCUUUUCUACC